GCCCCGCCGCUUCCGCCGCGCUCCGGGCGCUGGGGUGGCCCCUCCGCAGCGCCGGCCCGAGGCGGGAGGCGAGCUGCUGCUUCCAGACGAUCCGUCUGGAUCCAGCCCCGGCAGGUACCUGGCCGUUGCAGGUGCUUACAGCUGUCAGGAGCUGGCUCCAAAUCAUAUUUCCAUUAGGUACUGGCAUGGGGCUUUUAUCUGGAAAUUGCUGCAUAGAAAGCUGCCUCAGCUUUUUGAUAAGCAGACAUGGCUGUCACGCUGCAUACUGAUGUAGGAGAUAUUAAAAUUGAACUAUUCUGUGAGCGUACUCCAAAGACUUGUGAAAAUUUCCUGGCUCUUUGUGCGAGUAACUACUACAAUGGAUGCGUAUUUCACCGAAAUAUAAAAGGCUUCAUGGUUCAGACAGGGGAUCCAUUAGGCACUGGGAAAGGAGGUAACAGCAUCUGGGGCAAGAAGUUUGAAGAUGAAUUCAGUGAAUACCUAAAGCACAGUGUCCGUGGGGUAGUUUCAAUGGCAAACAAUGGUCCAAACACCAAUGGAUCGCAGUUCUUCAUCACUUACGGCAAACAACCGCACCUGGACAUGAAGUACACUGUGUUUGGAAAAGUUAUUGAUGGCUUGGAGACCCUGGAUGAGCUGGAGAAGCUGCCUGUGAAUGAGAAAACCUACCGACCUCUUAAUGAUGUUCGUAUCAAAGAUAUUACAAUCCAUGCCAACCCUUUUGCUCUGUAGCCACAGAGGCCUCAACACAUUCUUUAGAGACUGGUCAAAUCAACUCCCAGAUCAUGGGGUUUAUGGAGCCAUUAAAAAGGGUUACUUCAGCUGGA
Neopelma chrysocephalum (saffron-crested tyrant-manakin) is the source of this 827-nucleotide messenger RNA. RefSeq names its product peptidylprolyl isomerase like 3 (gene PPIL3). Gene Ontology annotation, biological process: protein folding; protein peptidyl-prolyl isomerization. The transcript has 8 exons. NCBI's taxonomy places the organism in Eukaryota, Metazoa, Chordata, Aves, Passeriformes, Pipridae. The record is from RefSeq and is a predicted model, not a curated record. Bases 247 to 732 code for a protein of 161 amino acids. Gene Ontology annotation, molecular function: peptidyl-prolyl cis-trans isomerase activity. Gene Ontology annotation, cellular component: catalytic step 2 spliceosome.